AUGGCUGGGGACAGGCUCCCACGCAAGGUGAUGGACCCCAAGAAGCUGGCCAGCCUCCUGAGGAAUGGAGCAGAGGGCACCCUGGUCAUUGACAGCCGCUCCUUCGUGGAGUACAACUCCUGGCACGUCCUCAGCUCCGUCAACAUCUGCUGCUCCAAGCUUGUCAAGAGAAGGCUCCAGCAGGAUAAGGUCUCCAUCACAGAGCUCAUCCAGCCUGCCUCCAAGAUGAAGGUGGAGGCGGAGGACCACCAGGACGUGGUGGUCUAUGACCAGAGCACGCGGGACGUGACUGGCUUGGCUGCUGACAGCUUCCUCUCCAUCCUGCUGGGCAAGCUGGACAGCUGUUUCCACAGUGUCUCCAUCCUCACAGGAGGCUUUGCCACCUUCUCAUCCUGCUUCCCAGGGCUCUGCGAGGGGAAGCCAGCUGCCAUCCUGCCGAUGAGCAUCUCCCAGCCAUGCUUGCCUGUGGCCAAUGUUGGGCCCACACGCAUCCUGCCACAUCUCUACCUGGGCUCCCAGAAGGAUGUCCUGAACAAGGACCUGAUGACACAGAAUGGGAUAAGCUACGUCCUAAAUGCCAGCAACUCCUGUCCCAAGCCGGACUUCAUCUGUGAUAGUCACUUCAUGCGCAUUCCUGUCAAUGACAACUACUGUGAGAAGCUGCUUCCCUGGCUGGACAAGUCCAUUGAAUUCAUUGACAAAGCUAAGGUGUCCAGCUGCCAGGUGAUUGUUCACUGCUUGGCUGGCAUCUCCCGGUCAGCCACCAUUGCCAUUGCCUACAUCAUGAAGACCAUGGGUAUGUCAUCAGAUGAUGCUUACAGGUUCGUUAAGGAUCGUCGCCCAUCCAUCUCGCCCAACUUCAACUUCCUGGGCCAGCUCCUGGAGUACGAGAGGAGCCUGAAGCUCCUCAAGGCCCUGAAGUCAAAGGGCGACUGGGGCGAGGGGGACACCCAGCAGGACCCAGCGGAGGUGGCUGAGAGCAGCCGGCAUCCCUUAACACCUACCUCAGAGAAGGCCGAGGAUGUGCCGAGGAGCACCCGCUCGGCAUCCCCCAGCAGUGACCCUGAGCGCCAGGGCGGGACCCCAAAGGUCCUGUCACCCACCACCCUGCAGCAGGGGCUCAAUGGCUUGCACCUCUCCUCCGAGCGCAUCCAGGACACCAACCGCCUGAAACGUUCCUUCUCCCUGGACAUCAAGUCCGCCUACUCCCCCGGCCUGCGGCAGGACCCCCCUGGGCCCCCUGGACCUGGGGAAGCCCCCAAACUCUGCAAGCUGGACAGCCCCUCAGGCUCGGGCAGCCUCAGCCCCUUCUCCCCAGGGGCGGACAGCCCUGACCGGCCCACGGGGCCCGAGCUGCUGCUGGAGGCCAAGGUGCGGCAGCGGCGGAAGCACCGGCAUGCGGCAGGCUCGCCGGCCCACGGGCUCAGCCUCAACGUUGGCGGGACCUGCGCCACGCGCAAGAGCCCCGGCGCCGAGGACGGGCUGCCACCACGGCUCAGCCAGCCGCCCACCGCGCCCGGUGCCACGGCGGCCUGGAGCGGGGUGCACCUGGAGUCCCCCAGCACUGCCUCGGGCGAGGCUGGCUGGUACUUCGGCAAGGACUCCGGCGGCACCGGCGGCAGCGGCGGGGGCCUGUUCCCCAGCUCUGGCCCGUACCCGGCGCCAUUCGGCUGCGGUACGGUGGCAGCCGGGUGUGAGAUCAGACUGAGGGACAAGGCGCGGGCCGAGCCACGGGACGGGCGGCACAGCUGGCAUGAGGAGGCCGGCACCGAGAAGCAAUUCAAGCGGAGGAGCUGCCAGAUGGAAUUCGAGGAGACCAUGUCCGAGGGCAGGGCUCGGGAAGAGCUGGGCAAAAUCAGCAAGCAGUCCAGCUUUUCGGGCAGCAUGGAGAUCAUCGAGGUGUCCUGA
Cinclus cinclus is the source of this 1908-nucleotide messenger RNA. It is a transcript of the gene DUSP8, whose product is annotated as dual specificity phosphatase 8. Bases 1 to 1908 code for a protein of 635 amino acids. Gene Ontology annotation, biological process: negative regulation of MAPK cascade; protein dephosphorylation. The transcript is spliced from 6 exons. Lineage: Eukaryota; Metazoa; Chordata; Aves; Passeriformes; Cinclidae. The record is from RefSeq and is a predicted model, not a curated record. Gene Ontology annotation, molecular function: MAP kinase tyrosine/serine/threonine phosphatase activity; protein tyrosine/threonine phosphatase activity. Gene Ontology annotation, cellular component: cytoplasm.